AUGAGCACAGAAGGACUGCCAGAGACCACGAUUUCAGUCGUAGGUGGACUUGACGGAGAGGACACACAUGCAUUCACUGGUUUUCUGCCCCCGAAGAAGGAGACAGAUACUGAAUCUUCCUCUCUUGAGACAAAGAAGGCAAAUAGUGAACCUACCUCUCCUGAGACAGAAGAGGCAGCCACUGAACCUCCCUUUCCCGAGACAGAAGAGUCUGACGCUGAACGUUCCUCUCCUGAGACAGAAGAGGCAGCCACUGAACCUCCCUUUCCCGAGACAGAAGAGUCUGACGCUGAACGUUCCUCUCCUGAGACAGAAGAGGCAGCCACUGAACCUUCCUCUCCUGAGACAGAAGAGGCAGCCACUGAACCUUCCUCUCCUGAGACAGACACACACACUGAACCUCCCUUCCCCGAGACAGAAGAGUCUGACGCUGAACGUUCCUCUCCUAAGACAGAUGAGCCGAAGUGGGCCAGGAGCCGGCCCGCCCCUGUCGCAUAUGAGGUCUCAGCCUGGGUUAGCACAAAAGAGAAGAAGCACAAGACGAAGACCAAGGUUCGAAGAACGCUAGCGUCGAAAAAUGAUUUAUAA
This is a messenger RNA of Penaeus monodon (black tiger shrimp), 588 nucleotides long. Its product is annotated as phosphatidylglycerol--prolipoprotein diacylglyceryl transferase-like. Bases 1 to 588 code for a protein of 195 amino acids. The record is from RefSeq and is a predicted model, not a curated record. NCBI's taxonomy places the organism in Eukaryota, Metazoa, Arthropoda, Malacostraca, Decapoda, Penaeidae. The transcript has a single exon.